CCCAGAGAAAGGGGGCGUGGCCCGCGUGUGACAGUGUGCGGCUCCCUAAGUUCUACCUCAUUCGCUAUAACCCCGCCCCGUGACCAAUCGGCGGCCCGGCUUCUAGAACGCUCCUUAUAUGGUCAGAGCGCUGGGGAGCGCGCGGCAUAAAACCGGCGCGAGUUGCAGAGCCUCCUGAGUGACCCGCCCGCUUAGCACACAGCAGUAUCUGCAGCACAGCAACAACAGCCACUCCUCACGGUAAGAUACAGAGCGCGCUUCCUCUCCCCCGCCCUUAGCAUAGACCAGGGCCGUAGCCUUUCUCGCAGGCCUCAUUUGUAUUAUCUUGUCAGGGGGGCAAUUGUGGGAUAGUGUGUGGAACUUUCUAAACUGUAUGGGCUUUGUCAUCCUUUUGUUCCCCUAUUGCUGGACCCUAAAAGCCUGUGGGGGAAAUAAAAAAAUGUCUUAUAAAAGUUUACACAACUGCUACAGCAUUACAACUCCCCCCCGCUCAGCGUCACGGCUGGCCUCAUGGGAGUCAAGGUUUCCUGUCAGUUUUGACUGCGGUCUGUGGCGAAUACUAUAGACUGUACAGUAUAUUACUGGAUGGAUGGUCAGCCAUUUUGUAUGUAUUAGCUGCCUCUUGUAAUCCAAGGUUGCUGUAAUAUCCUCUAUUGACUUGGUGCUGGGACCCCUGAUUUGCCUUUGUAAUGACUUUCUGGGUGGGGGUCAGGCAUGGGGUGUAGCCUGGAAGGCCUGUGUGAAUAGGCUCUUGCUGUGUAGACUGAGAACCGUUAGUUUGGGCGGUUCCUCGUGACUAAUGGGGAUGGGAUGUACUGCCAUGCUUCUGUUCUUGCAUGCUUUUCAUAAGUGGAAACAGAAUUGAGAGGCAAGCGUUAAUAUAAUCAGUUGAUGCCUAUUUAAAAAACUUACAUUGUGAAAUCGUGACUGGCAUUGUUCCAGUUGGCCAUGCUCAUAACUGCUGCGGGCGUGGGGCUGGGUUAGUGUAAAGUAAAUGGUCACUAGAUCAUAUCUUCAUGCUACACACGUUGCAGUCUGUCCCCUGCCACUGGGUGUUUCUAGCAUUAUGGAGGAAAUGGCUUAGUCAUCUCUUAAGACAUUGUAUGGAAUGCACAGAAAUAUCUGGGUUUGGCCGGUGGGCUGACUCGUGAUGUGCUUGCCCACUUCCUCCCCCUCCCAGAUGAGUAUAUACCCUCCCCCUCCCCUUGAAAAUCUGGUUUGUUACCUUAUUUGGUAAAUCUGAGACUGGAGGGACUUCCCUUUGUCUCAUUCUAUAAAGAAAUGGUGCAAACCCAUACGCUAUCUACUGGCGGCUGCUGGUAAGUGCAGCCAUUGGACAGGAAGUGAAUUGAUGCGGUCUUUGCACUCACUGUGCAGGACUUUGGACUUAUUUUAACGUAUAUAUAAUUUCAGAUCACAAUGGAAGACGAUAUUGCUGCCCUGGUUGUUGACAAUGGUUCUGGUAUGUGCAAAGCUGGCUUUGCCGGAGAUGAUGCUCCUCGUGCAGUAUUUCCAUCAAUUGUGGGUCGCCCCAGACACCAGGUAUGUACUGUGGCCACUGGUCUGGAAUUUUUUUCUUUUUAAUAUAAAGUUCUGAGUGCAUUAACUUUAAUAUGUAAGAUUUAAUGUUUUAGUUUUGCCAUGAAGUUAUAACAAACAUUUAAUAGAAGUGAACUUAUCUUAUGCCACACUCUACAGAACUUUAGUCUAAAUAUUUUUUUUUUUUUUACAACUCUUAACCUUAUGUGCUUGCUUUAAAUUACAAAUAACAUAUUUAGUGACUUUAUCUUGCUCCUGAAAACUUGUGAAAAUCCAGAUGCAGUCUUGGAAAUUGAAUUGUAGCUUUUAUGUAUUACAUAAAACCCAUAAUGGCAUGUAACACAUUGUUUAGAAUUCCAUUUUAAUCAGGUGUAGUGGCCACUAAUUAAAAAAAGUUGUGGCCAAAACUUUCCACUUUCAACUGAGGCAGUUUCUGUAGAUAAUUUGUAAAGUGUUUAUAUAGUUAUUUUUGUACAGAAGUCUCUUGGAAACUUUUUGAAUAGUGAAUCAUUUGGAAAGAUGAAACAAAUCAGGGCAUUACACUAGAGAACACUCACAAUUAUUGGAUCAAAAUUGUAUGUAUUAUGGCUAGGCGUGGCUCACAUGGUAGACAUUUUCAUGUAACCAUAAUAUACAGCUCAUCUGGACCUGCACGCUUUUUCCUGUACAUCAUGUACAGAUUUGUUUUAACCUGUAAGUGUUCCCUUAACUGCAAAUUGGCUCCUGUCCUCGAGGGAGCCCAGUCUGCCCCUCAAAAGGGACGGUCUUUGCUCUAGGGGCUAACUGAGCACUUAAGGUAUGUUUACACAUUAUGAUAAAGUAACAAUUUCAUUGUUUUUCAGGGUGUCAUGGUUGGUAUGGGACAAAAAGACAGCUAUGUAGGAGACGAAGCUCAGAGCAAGAGAGGUAUCUUGACCCUGAAAUAUCCAAUUGAACAUGGAAUUGUCACCAACUGGGAUGAUAUGGAGAAGAUCUGGCAUCACACAUUCUACAAUGAGCUGAGAGUUGCCCCAGAGGAGCACCCAGUGCUGUUGACUGAAGCCCCUCUGAACCCUAAAGCCAAUCGUGAAAAGAUGACACAGGUACCCAUCCAUCAAAAAAAAUGUGUUCUGAAAGCUCUAUAUAUUUUGGUUUAUAUAAAACUUGCUGUCCAUUGCAGGGCUUCCUUUGAUCUGGGUCACCUUUCCUGGAAUUCUUACAGGUUUUAUUUCUUUAACUCAAUCUCUUGGUUUUCUUGCCUAACUGAAGAUACUAACAACUGUGCAAUUUGAAUAGUUGGAGCUUUAAUUCUAAAACUUGAAUGGUUUGUAUAUGAGAGCUCACUGCCUGCCCUCUUCACACAUUUGGCUUUGCCUGAUUUUCUUUAUUUUUUUUUAAAAAAAAAAAAAGCUUAAGGUUGUGGAGUGCAGUAAGUCACAUCAGUUCUGCAACUGCACAUGCAUGGUUUGUGGCACUCUAGUGUUCUGAAAUUCCCCUUCUAACUGCACCAUCUUUUCCUGCAGAUCAUGUUCGAGACCUUCAACACACCAGCCAUGUAUGUUGCCAUCCAGGCUGUGUUGUCUCUGUAUGCCUCUGGACGUACCACUGGUAUUGUGAUGGACUCUGGUGAUGGUGUCACACAUACUGUGCCAAUCUAUGAAGGUUAUGCUCUGCCUCAUGCCAUCCUGCGUCUUGACUUGGCUGGACGUGACCUGACAGACUACCUCAUGAAGAUCCUGACUGAAAGAGGCUACAGCUUUACAACCACUGCUGAGAGAGAAAUUGUCCGUGACAUUAAGGAGAAGCUCUGUUAUGUUGCUCUUGACUUUGAGCAGGAGAUGGCUACUGCUGCUUCCUCCUCUUCCCUGGAAAAGAGCUAUGAGUUGCCUGACGGGCAGGUCAUCACAAUUGGUAACGAGAGAUUCAGGUGCCCUGAAGCCUUAUUCCAGCCUUCAUUCCUUGGUAAGUUAAAAAAAAAAAAAAUCAAAACAAAAAACAAAGCACUUUCUGUGAUGUAAAAUCAAACUAAAAAUUCUUUUUAUAAACUCCACUUUCAGGUAUGGAGUCAUGUGGCAUUCAUGAAACUACCUACAACUCAAUCAUGAAGUGUGAUGUAGACAUCCGUAAGGAUCUCUAUGCCAACACUGUCCUGUCUGGAGGUACCACCAUGUACCCAGGAAUUGCUGACAGAAUGCAGAAAGAAAUCACUGCUUUGGCUCCCAGCACUAUGAAAAUCAAGGUAAGUGUGCUGUAAAAAGCUUUUUUCUAAAUAGAAACUCUGGCUCACUAAAAAUGUAUAGGCAGAACUGACAUACAUUCAGAGUUGUAUCUCAAUUAGCCAUGCCAAAACAACAUUCCUAACUGGCUAAUGUCAACUAUAUGCAAACUGGCAUCUGGUCCCUGACUGCACAGGCCCCUGAACUCUCCAGUUAAGGCUGUUGUAAACUAACAAAUAGUUGGUUCAGGAACCAACCAUGAAACAUCCAGACUUUAUUUGAAACCAUACUACCAGACACCUUAAGAGCUACCUAAGGAUCACAAACACUUCAAGUAUAAUUUGGUAAAGAUCAAUAACUAUAUAAUCUCUUACAGAUCAUUGCCCCACCUGAGCGUAAAUACUCUGUCUGGAUUGGAGGAUCCAUCUUGGCUUCUCUGUCCACCUUCCAACAAAUGUGGAUCAGCAAGCAGGAAUAUGACGAAUCUGGACCAUCCAUUGUCCACCGCAAAUGUUUCUAAAUGGACUAACCCAUUUCAAACACCUGUGCAGGAAGAUCACAUUGGCAUGGCUUUCCCCUACUUUUGUUGGCGCUUGGCUCAGGAUUCAAUAACUGGAAUGCAGAGAUGGCAAGCAUAAACUACAAUGCAACUGAGGACUGUACAUUUCUUUUUUGUUUCUAGUCAUUCCAAAAGUGUAAUGCAUUGUUUUGGAGGUAAAUCUCCAGUUAAUGCUGCCCAGCUGGUGAGAGCCCUUACAGAAAUCAUGGUGAUCAUAUAGCUUGUAUGUUCUGCUAUGUACCCAAACAUGUCUUUUGUAUCUUCAGCCUUGAACAUUUUGUAACUUGUUUGAUCCAGCAAUUGACUCCACUUAACAUCUGGAAGGUUUACAUAGUCAUUGAUCUCAGUAAGCUGUGAGGGGUUACCUGUGCACUUAACUGAAAAUAAAAGUUACCAUGUUUCACAUCAAAUCUGUCUAAAGGCUCUUAACAU
Messenger RNA from Pelobates cultripes (western spadefoot toad), 4725 nucleotides. The record is from the annotation of a GenBank genome assembly. Lineage: Eukaryota; Metazoa; Chordata; Amphibia; Anura; Pelobatidae.